AUGGACCAACAGAAGCUACAGCAUGAGCGUCGUUUGAGAGUAAAUGAAUCAGUAGAAGACCAAAGACUUGAUUCAGUUGAUGAGUUUGAUGAAGAAGAAGCUGUUGAUUUGAGCUUAGAUGGGGAUGAGAAUAUGGCAGUCAUCAGUACCAAUGUUAAUGACUUGGAACCCACUAUUCGCAUGGUAUUUCAGACUGAAGAUGAGGCAUAUGAACAUUAUAACAAAUAUGCCAAGGAGAUGGAGUUUUCAGUUAGGAAAUACAGGGUUGAUCGUUCAAAGUUAGAUAAACACGUAAUAUCAAGAUACUAUGUGUGUUCAAAUCAAGGUGAGAAAAUAUUUGAUAAACGGAGAAAGGUGGAUUACACGCCUCGAGUGACAAAGAAAACUAAUUGUGGGGCUGUAAUGAAGAUCAAGAGUAAUAAUGGAUUGUGGUGUACGCUUUUGGGUUGUGGCCUAAUAGCUGAUGAGACAAAGGAAUCAUUUAUGUGGUUAUUUAGGACAUGGCUUCAAGCAAUGCAAAAUGUACAGCCUAAAGCAAUCUUUACUGAUCAAGACCAUAGUAUAAUGAGAGCAAUUAAGCAUGUGUUUUCAUUGACUGUCCAUCGGCUAUGUGGAUGGCAUUUGGAGAAACACAGGUUACAACACAUGAGAUCAUUGUACAAGAAAUUUCCUGAUUUGAAGCCAGCAUAUAGUUGUAUUUAUAAUUCUAAUACAACACUUGAAUUUGAGGAGGGUUGGCAGAGCAUGCUAUAUAGGUUUAAUUUACAGGAUCAUUUAUGGUUAAAGAAGCAAUUUAGGAUACAUGAACACUGGGUGCCUUGUUACUAUCAUGAUACCUUUUUUGCUGGUAUGCGUAUGACACAGAGGGGAGAGUCAAUGAAUAAGUAUUUUAAGGGCUUCUUCACAUCUGCAACACCUCUAAAUGAAUUUGUUACCCAAAAUGAAGAGGCUGUGAAAAAAAGAAGAGGAAAAGAAGCCAAGGAAGAUGCUUUCUGCAUCACCUCAGCCCCUACUUGUUCUAUAGCUCACAAAAUCGAGCAACAAGCCGCUACCGUUUAUACGGCAAAGGUGUUCAGGGUGUUUUCGGAAGAGUGGUACGUAUGUUUUGGUUUGGAAGCAAAUCAAUGUGAUUAUGAAAUUACAGAGAAGAGGUACAAGGUCUUUAAGAGAGAUGGGAAUCGAGAGAUUGAUGUGCAAAAUGUGUUGCAUAAUCAUGAAACUGAUAUCAUAAUUUUUGGAUGUAACUUGUUCAUUAACAAAGGUAUAUUGUACAGACAUAUACUUAAGAUAUACGUGAUAACAGACAGAUCCCAGAUUCCCUCGAGGUAUAUCCUAUGUAGGUGGACCAAAAUUGCCCGAUUUAGUAACAUCCCAUUUGUAUCUAUGCCUGAAUCAUUUGAAGGACUGCCACAACAACCACUUAUCCCUCUGCUGAAAAGUUAUAAUCUAUAUGAGAUUGUGGUUGGGACUUCUGUGUGCCCUCCAUCGACCCUCCCUGCCACUGAUGCUGCCGCCUCUUCUGAAGCCAUUCCCAAUCCGGCAUAUGCUUGA
Molecule: messenger RNA, 1551 nt
Organism: Telopea speciosissima
Lineage: Eukaryota; Viridiplantae; Streptophyta; Magnoliopsida; Proteales; Proteaceae
Product: protein FAR1-RELATED SEQUENCE 12-like
Exons: 4
Coding region: 1-1551 (516 amino acids)
Biological process (GO): regulation of DNA-templated transcription
Source: RefSeq, a predicted model, not a curated record